Molecule: messenger RNA, 1095 nt
Organism: Rosa rugosa (rugosa rose)
Lineage: Eukaryota; Viridiplantae; Streptophyta; Magnoliopsida; Rosales; Rosaceae
Product: putative pentatricopeptide repeat-containing protein At1g12700, mitochondrial
Exons: 1
Coding region: 1-1095 (364 amino acids)
Molecular function (GO): protein binding
Source: RefSeq, a predicted model, not a curated record
AUGGGUAUGCUGGGAAUUGCUCCUGAUCACUAUACUCUUAACAUUAUCAUUAACUGCUAUUGCCAUUUGAACCACAUGGGGUUUAGCUUAUCUGUCUUGGCACAAUUCUUCAAAUUGGGUCUUCAACCAGGCGUCACCACCUUCAACACUCUAAUCAACGGCUUUGUUCUCGAGAAGCAACUGGCUGAAGCAGCACGAAUUUUCAGCAAAACGGUGGAGGGGGGUCAUUGUAAGCCGGAUGUGUUUACUUUUAACACACUGAUAAAAGGCUUUUGCAUGAUGGGUAACAACACUGCGGCUGUUCAGUUGCUUAGGAACAUGGAAGAAAAUGGAUGCGAGCCUGACGUAGUGUCCUAUAACACCAUCAUUGACAGUCUUUGCAAGGAUACACUAGUUGUAGAUGCAAUGAACCUCUACUCAGAAAUGAUUUGUAAAGGUAUGGCUCCAGACGUUGUUACUUUCACCUCUUUGAUUCAUGGACUUUGCAAUUUAGGCCAGUGGAAAGAAGCUAAAAGGUUGUUUGAUGCAAUGUUAAGUAAAGGUAUCUUUCUAGAUGUCUUCACCUUCAAUGUCUUAGUUGAUACAUUCUGUAAGGAAGGGAUGAUCGCGAAAGCCAACAGUGUGGUUCAAAUGAUGAUUCAAAGAGGUAUUAAGCCUGAUACGAUUACAUACAGUUCCCUUAUAGAUGGUUACUGUUUGCGGGGAGAAAUGGACGAAGCGAACAAAGUCUUUGAUCUGAUGAUUAGCAAAGGCUCCAGGGUUGAUGUUCAUAGUUGGAGCAUAUUGAUAAAUGGAUAUUGCAAGAGUAAAAAGGUCGACAAGGCUAACAAGAUUUUCAAGGAAAUGAGUCGUAUGGAACUAGUUCCGGAUACAAUUACUUGUACCACUCUUAUUGAUGGUCUUUGCAAAACAGGGAGAAUUAAAGAAGCAGAAAAGUUGUUCUCUGAGAUGCAAGGUUGUGGACUUGUGGCCAAGUUCCAGAUGUUCAAACUUAUACUGUUUUACUUGAUGGACUGUGUAACAACCAACAACUCUCUAGGGCAGUUGAGUUGCUUAAAGAGAUGGAAGCCAACAAAUUGGAACUUGAUAUUGUAG